Molecule: messenger RNA, 1681 nt
Organism: Caenorhabditis angaria
Lineage: Eukaryota; Metazoa; Nematoda; Chromadorea; Rhabditida; Rhabditidae
Source: the annotation of a GenBank genome assembly
AUGUCGAGAAUUGGAGAUGGAUUUGGAGAACUUUCUGGAAAUGAUAAUUAUACAUUUAUCGAUUCGAAUGGCGAUAUUUUGGUGAUUGAGAAGAGAGGUGAGAUUUGUUUUCGGAAAAUUUAACAAUUCUGAAAUAUUUUUUUUUAUUUUUGAAAAAACUCGGGCCGAUUUUUUUUGAAAAACUCGAGCCGAUUUUUUUUUUUGAAAAACUUGGACCGAUUUUUUUUUUGAAAAACUUGGACCGAUUUUUUUUUUGAAAAACUCGGGCCGAUUUUUUUUUGAAAAACUCGGGCCGAUUUGUUUUGAAAAACUCGGGCCGAUUUUUUUGAAAAACUUGGACCGAUUUUUUUUGAAAAACUCGGGUCGAUUUUUUUUGAAAAAACUCGGGCCGAUUUUUUUUGAAAAAACUCGGACCGAUUUUUUUUUUUGAAAAACUCGGGCCGAAACUCGGCCCCAUUGAAAAAUGCGGUAGAAAAUUAUUGAAUACAAAAUUUUGGAAGCUUUCCAAAAAAUGUUAUAAUUUUUGAAUUGUUUUAACUGAAAGUCAAUUUUUUUAAGAAAAAAAUCGGAAUUUAGAAAAAAUCAACAAAAUGUAUUUCAAUCAGAACCAAAAUUUACUAAUUUCUAAAAACUUCAGCAAAUUUAAUUUUAAAAAAAUCUUCAAUUUGCAGCCCACAAUCAACCAAACUACAACAAUCCAAGCGAUGAAUCAAAUUACGCACCAAAUAAACGUGCUGCUUUCAUCGGUUCAAAUGUUCUCAAAUUCUCAAUCGAAUCUCAAACUUGGCAACAAUUCGAAUUUCCAGCACUUUCCGAAGAAGAAAAUAUUGCUGAACUUGUAUUAACAGAUUCACAUGGAAAUGUUUAUAUCCUUUUAUAUACAAAUUAUGGAAUUAUUGAAUUCAAAAAUCUUUUCAAAUGGAACGGCGAACAAUUUGAAAGCAUUGAAUUUGCUUUUCCGGAUCCGAUUGAAAUUAAAAAUGAAGAUGAAAAUGGAAAAGGGAAACUCGAAUUUUUUGCGGCUGAUGGUUUUAAUGAUUUGAAUGAAAUUGUGAUUUUCACCAAUGAUGGAAAUUAUAAUAUCAAAAUUUUCGGGGUCGAUAUCAAUUCUUCUUCAAUUCGAUAUAUCACUGAGAUUCCGGCGGAUAAAAAUGGAAGUCUUGGUUUACCAAUUGGUGGAUUUGUAUCAGGGAAUCAAGUUGUGAUAAGUUAUGGAAUGAAAUAUCUUUCGAGAUGGGAAGUUCAACGAUUUUUGUUUAUUGAUUUGGAAUCGAAGGAGAUUAGAGGUUUGAAUUUACAGUUUUUACAUUUUAUAUUAAUCUUUAAAAAAUUAUUUUUUUUUGAAAAUCUCUAAAAUUUUUCAGAUAUCGAUACAAAUGGCGAAUAUGAGGAAUGUCCCCAAAUCACCGAGAAAAAGCCAAUUACAACCUCAAAAAUCGAUCAAAAUUGGUUGACUGCUGGUGGAUAUGGUUCUAAUCCUUUGAGUUUCAUUGGAACUGUUUGGGUUUUGAAAAAUGCGUUGGCUGGGGAAGGAAUUGCGGCGGAUUGGGUGAAAUUGGAAGGAAUUGAAUUGGAAGAGGGAAAUAUUGUGGCUUCGAGAACUAAUAAUCCAGUCAAGAUUUAUUCGGUUAACAAGGAAAAUGUUGUGGAAUAUACUUUGGGAGAUGAAGUUUUUGAGUAG